CCUCAUCCCUCGCUACAGUACGAUCUGCCCCCUCUGCUGGAGGCUCAGGUUUAUCUGGAAUCAAGGUGAAAGCCAUUCAGAAGCCGCGCGCUGUAAGGUGAAGGAGCGGUCCAUCACGACGCCGGGGGGAGAGCGAGCGAUAAGGACUGGGAACGGGGUUUGACUUUUUCCGCGUAAACUCUGAUUUGAGGGGCGAGCGGGAAGCCAUGUCUAUGUUCUCAGCUCUCGGGCUGCUCUUGCUGUGCCAGCUUUUGACAUCAUCUACAGCCCAGGUAAGCGGUGGCUUUGGUGCGCCCGUUAUCCAUCCAUCCCUGAUGUUUUCAUCUGCCACCCUGUGCUCGGAAUUGCUGUUUGUAUAGCUUCUUUGUAAGCUGCCUGAAGAAUUUGUAGGCACUCGAUAACUGGCCUGAGGUUCCCAUUCAGUUCCUAGAUUUGCUUUCUGCUGUGGGUGUAAAUGUGUCAGUCUAAUCCUUCCAUGAUAAUUACGCUACCUGCAAGGUGGUCACUUAUAGGCUAUUUAUCAUCCAUUUGUAUAUUAACCUUUGACCCAGUUUUAUACAUAGGUUAUAGACGGUUUUGAUUUUUUCCUACGUGUUAGUGCCUUUCUUGUUUUAUAAGGUUGUAUGUAGCCUAUAAAGUGUCGAUUUGUUCAACGAUUCUUGAAUGGGUUAUUGAAACAAUUAGGUAAUUUGUUUAUUUAAUCAUCCACAGGUGUCCGUGAAGGACUGUCGUCUUUUCAGUUACCUUUUUUAAUUUACUUGCGAGUUUAUGGAGUCAGGGUUAUGUUUACCCUGAGGCUAAAGAAUGCAGAGCCUGAAGAUCAGUGGCCUGUUCACAAUGACACCUUUGUUCAUUCAGCCGUGCUUGGAAGCCCUAGGAAACACCUACGUUUAUUAGUCCAGUCUGAAAUUAAAUAAACUAUAUUUGUAUUAUUUUAUUACACUUAAAUGAUUAGUUUGUUACUCUAUAAAUUAUUUGCACUGCCUGUGCGUAAUUUGGGUCAUAUCUGCGCUUAACCGCACGGUUGUAUAAAGGUUAUUUCAUGCGCAUAGCUUUGGCAUCAUAUAUUUUGUGAUACAUUUGAUUGUUUUUCACAACGGAAUCAUGGAAAUUUAUUUUUUAUUUGUUUCAGUUGAUUGUUUAGGAGAUUCAAAGCAAUAUAAUAUAAUAGAACCUGAAGCCUACCAAUGUGGCCACUUCUUUUUCGUUCUGAAUAAUGACGCACGAUCAGUUCACACUAAUAUUGGAACACUUUCAACAACAAGCAUUUAGACUUUGUAUAUAAAAGUCUUUAUCCGGUCUAUUUUUUCAUCCUUAAUGCGCACAUUCCUUCCAUGCCCAUUUGGACAGUAGCCUGGACACAAAGCAGCUUGAUUUUAGGCCAUUUAUAAAGAUUUAUCACAUGAUAAUACCUAUCUGUCUUGCGGAUAUUUGUAUUGAUUUUUGACGUCUUGGUUUUGUGUCGCAGAGACCCGGCCCAUCGGGAGCAGUCGGGCCGCCAGGACCCCCGGGACCCGCGGGAAAGGAUGGUACUGACGUGAGUUAGCUAGCCAGACACCGAUGCACGAGGGGCUCUCAUUGGUUUUGAGACCACUGUAAGGUAGUGGAGUGUAGUAGAGCUGGGCUUUGCUAUCCAAUUACUGAAUGAAGUUGUCGUCAUGGCUGAGGCAAUCAAGCAACUUGUUACUUUAGCACUUGCUUCUCAAACGAAUUUUAACAUUUACUUAUGUGGACCUACAUUAGGAUUUAUGCCAACUUUUUAUAGGGAAGGUGUUGUAUUUGAUACAACUUGAUCAACUGUGAUUGUGGUCAAAUGCUCUCUAGCUAUCCAGUCUAUAGCAGAUUGACCCCUCCCACUGAGAGUCAUACCCGGCCCCACAAGUAUUUAGUCAUCAUUAAACACUCUUUCACUUUCUAUUGGCCAGAGGGCACCCGAUGACACAUCAGAGCCAAUCAUGAUAGAUAUGGGAAAAGCCAAAGGUCGGACCUUAAACCAGAAAUCAAGUUCAUAAUUGUGCUAUAUGUUAGAGGGGAAAUAGGAUUAUGUGCUCAAAAAACAAAAACACUAAGGGCUAUGGUCUCAAACCUUUACAAUAACUUGAUAUGUUAAUGGGACCAAACAGAGCCUGCAACUUUUCAGAUCUCAUAACAGAAAUUCAAUUAAUUUUAUAUUUGAUGUCAAACCUUUAGAUAUUGGGGAUUGAAUAGUUGUGUUGCUUUAGUGGAGCAAAGUCAAUUCACCACAGUUUGGAAGGCCUGCCAGUCAUACAGAAGACCUAUUCAUUCAUACAUUCCCCAACUCUACGAGAGCAUCUAAAGUUACCCCUCACACCUCCUUCCUCGCCACCCUCUCCUCCCUCCUCCUACCCCCUGUCCAAACCAACCGGAGGCUUUCAUCAUGUGACCAUUCCGCUCAGUCAGGUCGUUUUUAGCAAUGUUUAUUUUUCCCCAUUGCCCACUGGGAGAUUUAUGGCAGAGGGUAACUACAACCUCCUGUGUGUUAAAGCACUUCAAACACUCAGUCUAUCUAUCACUGGUAGCCAUUCAACAUAUAGCUGUAGAUGAGUUUCAUUUCAGCCGUGUUUUCAUUGACCUUUUAUGACAAAAUGGCCAGAAGGACGUCCGUAUUUCACAGCUUUCUGCUGAGAUGGUAUUAUUAGUCUUUAAACACACAUACACACACACACACAGUAAUUGAGUGGCAUUUGUGACUGUGGACUUGUAUUAACAUACAACUUAAUCACUUGUUAUUUAAGGAUAUGAUAUGUCCAAAAUCUGUCCAAUUUCCCAGACUGAAAUCAAAGGCCUUUGAGAUAUGUGUCCUUUUGGAAUCUUAUGUUGUUUCCUUUGAUUGACAGGGCAAAGACGGCCCUCCUGGACUUUCAGGGAAAGCUGUGAGUAUAACAACAGAACAUAACCUUUUACAACAACAGAUCAACAAUUCAUUUGUGUAGGGUGUUUGAUUGUUCUAACACAGACCUGUUCCAAUGUUUUAGGGACCCAAGGGGAAAGCAGGGGGAGCAGGAGGACCAGGGAACCCAGGCCUGCCCGGCCUCCCAGGAGUGGACGUAAGUGACCCGUAGAAACUCACACAUACACACUGGUCUUGUUAUUGAUGCGUAAGAGAUUGUCUGAAUUGCUGUCAUAGAUAACUCAGCAUGCACCUAUUAGAUAUGCAGUAGCUUGAGGCUAUUGAUACCAAGCUGUAGUCCAUGAUACUAGCUUCGACUGAUUUGGACUGAACAGCCAUUUACCUGCAUACAGAGCAAGUAACCUGUCCUCUAUUCAGUGAACAAUUUGCUCAUAGCUACCGUUUGUUAGAGAACUUGAUUGAAUUAUCCCAUAAAAUGUGUCUCCCAUCUAUUCAAACAGUUGAAUUGAGCAAUUUAGACGUAAGAAAUAGCACAAUAUAACGUCUAAUAAUGUUUCCAUGAUGUUGUUAUUCCUCCUCAGGGAUUGACAGGUGCUGAUGGGCCUGCAGGGAAGGACGGUCCUCCAGGGGAGGUGGUAAGUGAAGUGCCUAUCAGUCUCCCAGGGUUCCUGCAUGGCUGUUUGCCUCUGGAUGUGCCUCAUUAACUUUAAUGACCUCUUCGACUAAAGACUGCCACUUUGGCCUCAUCAAUCAGCCACUAAAACACACACACACACACACACACACACACACACACACACACACACACACACACACACACACACACACACACACACACACACACACACACACACACACACACACACACACACACACACACACACACACACAUUAUGUACAGAGUGACAUAAGGUGAGACAUGAGGUGCCUCAGUUAGCUGAAUUUAUGAAAACCCACACAGAGAGCUAGUGUUGUGACCUUAGAAUGACCUUAGGCUGAGAUAGGUGCCAUCCAGUCCUCUGUGUAUCAUAUCUGUAUGACCCUACAGAAUAGAGAGAAAGGGGGUUAGUUACAUUGAGCUCCUUGAGACCUUGGUGGGCUAAAGCUGGUACCUACUCAGGCCUCUGUUUUUUCCCUGUCGGGACGGAUUUGUCGAGCUGGCUCUGGCCCUUUGUGGGAAUGUUUUUAAUGAGGGAUAGGGUGACUCUGAGUCGGAUUUAUCUAGCGCUGGCCGCUGCUUCCCUAAUCCCGCCCGGAAUGCGCACAGCUGCCCACCAAUCCGGCCCAGACUAUAGGAAGUAGAGGGAUCUGCGGCUUGGAUGCAGGAGGAAAUAAAUACAGUUAUCCUCUGAGGAAGAUGAAGCGGUGAGAAUCUGAAGGACUGGGUGGUAAGGCAUGAAAGCAGUACAGCGCAGGAGAACGUAAUGAUAUUAUAUAGCACCCCCAGAACUGGAUAUGAAGUGUUGGGAGUAAUGCAUAAAAUGUGAGCUAUAAAAGGAUGUUAAAAUGGUCCUCUGAUCACAACUUGAAGGGUGUAAAUGGGUCCGCUGUCAAAAUGGAGGCAGCCCUCUGCAAUUCAACUAAUUAGUCACACUAAUCAGGAAGUGAGUGUUUACCUGACUGCCUAAUUACCUGGAUUAAAUGUGCCAUGCUGCAAUUGGCUUAAAACCUGUCUGAUAUUUCCUGGCUAACAUCCAUGCACUAAUGGGAUGAAGGUUGACAAGCUUGGACGUUCUCUCCCUCCCCCUACUUACACUGAGGAAGGAAUUUGGGCUGAAGCUGUUUUCAGAGCAAAACACAGGAGCUACAUUUUCAGGAAAAAAUACCUUUCCCUGUCAAGACAUAUCGACCACCUCCCCAAAACAGUCACUAGAUAAUGAGGUGCACCAAUUCUCUUCAACACCCAUAAGCAGUCUUUACUGCUUAGACCAGAGGAAGAUUCUGUAUGUUUUCACUAUUAAAGGUGCUACACAUAGGAUUCUUUAGAAUUUUUGCAUUGUAAUAUCAGAAAAUGUCCAUAAUAUAUCUGGCGCUAACAGUGGAAUGAUAAGUGUUUCACAGUAUUACUUACCUGCCAGUGGUGUGAUUGGCUGUGAUAUUCGCCUAUUGAUUUCUUCAGCCGGAGCGGCAUCUGUUGUCAAACUGGGAAAGCUGUUCUGACUUUGUGGGUGUGUUAUCUAGUGGAAAUCGUUCUGUCAUUUCCUGGUUGCUCAAAUUCUACAAAUUCUACACUGUUUGCUCAAUUUCAGUUUAUGUGAGAAAACAAGCACUGAAUAUUGUAGGGAAUCAUUGUACCAUCUAAAUCGCUGUGAAAUAUAUUUUCAUUAACAAAAAAUAUAGUUUUUACAGCUUUUUGAAGCUGGUGGACCAAAACCGCUGUUUAAAGCUGGUGGUAACUUUCACAUUUUGGUCCACCAGCUUCAAAUAGCUGUAAAAUCAAUCAAACAGAGAAUACUAGAGAUACUGAGAAUAACAGUAGAGGGAUGAAAAGUGAAAACAAACCACGACAAAUUCCAUUCAUCACAGGAGACAUGCAUGCGUGUGGCUGUGUGUGUGCAUGUGAUACGUGCUCGUGUGCAGGUGCAUGCGCGCCUAAGUGCUGUGUAUGUGUGCGUGCAUUUAUGUGCUUGAGUGCGUGCAACAGUGUCUGUGCGUGUCUAACUGUGUGUGUGUGUGUGUUAGUGCAGCAGUCUAGUCUACACUCAUCCACUGUAAAGUCAGUUGGAACAGUGAGGAAUGCAGUGUGGGUUGCCAUGACACCACUGUGUUAAGUCUGAUUGUGAUUCUUUUUCUCCCUCACACCACACCAACAGCCCAAACACAGCUGAGAUGGAAUGUGGUGGGGACAGAGGAGGGGUCGGAGGGCAAAGGAGGGGGGCAAUGGGGAAAGACAGAGGAAACAGGGAGGGAGGGGUGAAAGAGUAGACAGGAAAAGGGACAUAAAAUAAGGAGUGUAUCGGGGGGGGGGGGGGGGGGGGGGGGUACAUCUUUAUUAGACUCUUGCUGUGGGUCAUAUCAGGUCACUGCAGCACUUUUCAGCAUAGGAAAAGUGUAUGUAGUUUACAUUUGUAACAUCUUUAUAAUAAUGUAAUAAUUUGGAUAGUUUCCCACCUAUUUGGACCAAGGCAGUUGCACUAGUUUUGGCUCACUGAUACAUGACUCAAUGCUGACACAUGUCAUCCCCUCCCAAAGACCUCGAAACACAGUUUUGGCACAAGAACAUGCAAAUAAUGUUUUAGGUUUUUAACCUAGUUCCCACCUAGUCUCAUGUUUCAUUGUAUCUGUUGAAGUUGUCUAAGGGGUUGUGUGUCUUUGUCUCUACAGGGCGAUGCUGGACCUCCCGGGCCAGGUGGACCUCCUGUAAGUACUGUUACAUCUUCCACCAAUAGAUAACAACGUAGCCUAUAUCACCGGUCCAUAUUCAUAACCUCUAUUACACCAGACUGAUCACUAGAAAUAGAGAUAUUGUUGAUUACACACACUCACCUGUCAACAGCUAAAUCCAUAACUAGGGCCCAGAGUGUUUCCUGGUCGGGUCACAUGGUCAAGAAAAAUGGUGGGCCCUACCUAUAAGACACACACACAAAUGUUCCCAGUUAUAACAUAACACAAACACACACAGCUGUCUAUCUACAACAAACAUACCUAUACCUAGUGUUUACAUUCGGUAUACUGUCACACAUCUUCAAUUACACCUAUACAUUUUAACCAUUAUAACAUCAGCUUGUUAUGACACGAUGGCUCAUAAGUUGUCUGGUGUGUAUGUAUGUCUUAAUAUGCCUUCCCCUGUCUUCCUUAGGGCAGAGGGAGACCAGGAGCUCCAGUGAGUACAGAUGAUCAGAAACAGUUUUCUUAUGUUGUCACUUUGCUUUUAUGUGUGUGUGCGUAGAUAUUUUUCGCAUGUCUAUAUGUGACUUCUUAUAGUUAUGCAUGUGUGUGUGUGUGUGUGUGUGUGUGUGUGGGUGUGUGUGCUCUCACCCAACCCAUUUCUAUUGUUUCCAGGGGCCACCAGGAGCCAAUGGGCUUGCGGGCGGAAUCGGGCCACAGGGACCAGCAGUGAGUGUUAAGACCAAUUAAUUAAUUAAUCAAUCCCAAUUAAGAAAGAUGUACAACAGACAGAAAUCAGGGAAAUUUACACUUAAUGCCCUAUUUGACUGCCACUACUGGGUAUCUAGUGGACUCACUGGUAAUUCAUGACGAAGUAAUCAAGUUGGCAAGUUAAAUGUUUAACUACUGAAUGACAAGUAAAAUCUGCAGUACCAGAAGCAGUAUCACUCCAGGACCAGGGCUAGAGACCCCUGAGACAGACAAGACAGGCAUGUCUCUCCAAUCCAAUCCUUUUUACAUAAACACCUCAGAUAGACUCAAGCAUCAAUGACCGCUAACAGUUGUCAAGUGGGAGAAUCCAAACGUUCCAUGAGUGGAUGGGGUCCUUGUUAGUGAGCUACCCCAGCGUAAGAUCUCAUCUCUUGGGAGUGGAGUGGGGAAAGACCCCUGGAGAGAGAACCAGGACUGAUUGGCGUGAUCGUGAUGAGGCAUGAUUUCAGUUGAGCUUCUUAUCAGAGACGCUGAUUAGAGGUUCAGCAAUGGAUAGUCACCUUUGAUUUCCUUUAGUUUAACAUGAUGAGGGUAGGGGCAAUGUAAAUCUAUGCAGUGAUUUUGGUACAGUUUAUAUGCAAAUGAAUCAUGUUGAUUGAUUGACUCUAACCUGUGUGUUCCUUUGCCUCUCUCCCAGGGCCCUGAGGGCCUUGCAGGAUUGCCUGGGCCUCCCGGCCCUGAUGGACCCCCAGUAAGUACAGAACGUCUACAUUAUCUGUUGAUUCUCCACCUUAGUGAAAUUGCUAUUGCUGCCAUCAGUCAGGGAUGGAUAUGCAUGGCCACACAGAUGUGGGGUGAAGAAAUGCUUAAAGAAAGAAAUAAUUCAUCCGUCGGCAUGCCUGAUGAAAUGUUACACAUUCAUUUAUAUUUCAAUCUAAACUUCAUUCUCUACCUCUCUAAGGGUCUUCCUGGGGCUCUCCCUGAUGGCAGUGGAGAUCUGCUGGUAAGUGUCAGGACAUUUUUUCAGACCCAACACAUUGAAGUACAUCAACCCUGUACUGUGCUGCAUUGCUAUGCGCAACAUUAAACAGCAAUGGGACAUUAUAUUUACUACAUGCCUUUGCCUAAUGCGGUGUUGACUCUCCCCUCUAUAGUGUCCUGCCAUCUGUCCUCCUGGUCCCUCCGGACCCCCAGGAAUGCCUGGAUUCAAGGUGGGUACAGGACAUUGUUGCUCUACCUUACUGAUUGUGACUUUUAAAGCUCUGACAUGUGUGCUCUUCAAAUGACACUUUCCCCCAGGAACAUGACACCAAAACUAACUGUUGUAUCUCCCCCUCUCCCAUUCUCAUCAUCUACCCCUCUUUGUCUUUCUCUAUAUCUCUCGCCAUCCCUCUCUAAAUAUGUUUCCCUGCUUCUUCUUUGUCUUUCCUUCCAUCCUCUCUCUCUCUUAAUUUAGGGUCACACAGGUCACAAAGGAGAUAAGGGAGAGCUCGGGAAAGAUGGAGAGAAGGUGAGAUCAAUAAGAAUGAAACUCAGGGAGGAGAAACAUUUACUAGUCUGAAGUGUUAAUCCAGAUGUGAAAUACCUGUUGUUAACUGCGUGUCCUGUUGUCUCUCCCAGGGUGAUGCUGGCCCAUCUGGUCCUCCUGGUAUUCCCGGCACUGUGGGCCUGCAGGUGAGGGAUGUCACCUAAUAUGGCUCAAAACACAGCCAUUUUUAUCUGUUGGCUGUUUGUUUAGAUUGUCCAUUACUUUCUGCCCUGGGCCUGAUGUGUGAAUGCUAUGCAGUGUUGAUUGUUCUGAUUGGUUCUCAUGGUGGUUGUGAUCGAUUCUGAUUGGUUCUUAACCAUCCUGUGGUGUUUUUUCCCCAGGGUCCUCGUGGUUUGAGAGGACUUCAGGGCCCGAUGGGGGCAGUAGGAGACAGGGUGAGUACCACGCCUCUGAAUGUCGUUGUCUCAGACCUCUGUCUUCUGUCUGGAACUUACAGACCAGCAUUUCAAUAGGCUGCAGUGGAAACGUUGUCCGUUUUCCUGAUUGUAAUGCAUCUACUGUCUCUCUUUCAUUUCUCUUUUUAGGGUUUACCUGGUUUCCGAGGCAAACCUGGUAUUGCUGGUGUCAUCGGCAAGACAGUGAGUCUCUCCUUGUUUGUACUAUCUGUUGAGUAGUGUAUAACUCGUACCUCACUUCGGCACUGGUGUUUAUGUCAUUGUGUUAAGUGUCUGCCAUUGGUCCCAUCAAUAAAAAGCUCUGUGUGUGUCAUUUGAUAAUUCCAGGGUGAUGCUGGAGAGAAAGGACCAGAGGGAUUUAGAGGGCCAAAGGGAGAGAUUGUGAGUAAAUAAUACACAUAUACUGUAUAUUUUUGUAUUGAUAUUUGCAUGUCUGAAUGAACAUCCUCUUUGCAGGCAACUCUAAUCCCUAAUGAAAUAGCAGACUAAACAGUCAUGUGAUGGUAAAUGGUAAAUGGUGUGAGUACAAGGGAUUGUAAAGGAUCUAAUGUUGCGCUACAAACUGUUCAUUUCAGGUAAUGUAACAUUGUUCCUUGUCAUUUCUCAACAGGGCAAAAUUGGUCCAAAGGGAGUUCCCGGGGGAGCAGGUCCCAAAGGGGAGCCUGUAAGUCUUAAAAUACAAAUCUCUUAAAAUACACAUCUCUAAUGAAAUGCAAAUCUCUAAUGAAAACAGAUAUUGCAGAUCUCGGACCCCUGACCAACAGAGUGUUCCUCUCCUCCGCAGGGCAUCCCUGGCAGAGAUGGGAAAGAUGGCACCCAGGGACUGGACGGCGAGAAGGUAAAGUGGCGCCCUUUUCUCCCAAAAUGCUCUCUGCUCUACUGACGUUUCCCAUGAGCCCACAGUGGGUGUGGCUGAUGUCAUAGUGACAGUGUUUCUCUACAUUGCCAGGGCGACGCCGGACGGAAUGGGGUACCCGGUGAGAAAGGACCCAACGGCCUUCCUGUGAGUAUCAAACACAGUGUGUCUCCCUCCCCGUAGCCGGAGCUGCUGUGUAAAGCAUGCCAUUAUCUAGCGUCCCACUGUGUACAGUUGGCCAUUAUCUGUCCCACUUUAUCCUACUAGGAGAUGCCCUUAAACACACACACUCUAAUUCUCUUACACAUUCUAAUGACCACACAAUCAUAUCUAACUCAGUCUCCCACAGUGUGUUUACUAGGCCCAAGUCCCAUAGAAUCAUAGUACUACUGUGGACACUACCCCAGAGUCAUGUUUCUAUGUCUGUGUUUCAGGGUUUACAAGGAAAGGCUGGCACAAAGGGAGCCAAAGGAGGAGUUGUGAGUAUGACAACAAUGCAUAACCAGGUCAUGAAGACAGUGAUUUCAUAAAGACAAGGAUAUGAUGUAUACAAUGGGGCCAUAAAGAGAAGGAUAUCAUAGUUAUCACCACCGCAGAGAUCAUAUUAAAUUAUGGAGUUCUAAUAUGUAAUUAUAUGGUUAAACCGCAAGUCGCUAUUCACUAUUUCCACACCGUGGGGGAAAACAUGGGGGAGUUCUCAUAGACUGCCAGCAAAAAAAGCCUCCAUUUACAUGUUGCUUAUGAGUGCAUUUCACACUACUUUUUGAUUAUAAUUGAAUUGUAAGGCUUGUAUGAAUGUCCUGCUUAAUAUAAUGUUUGUGUCAUUGUUGUAAAUCAACUGCAUUAUACUUUUUUUAAAACACUUCAACUUCAACCAGUAAAAUGGCUCUUUGGCUACAGCCUAUGUCAAUGAGCAAUAGCAUUCUAGCUCACAACUGCUGCAUCCAAAAUAGGUAUUUUGCAACUAUCACAACCAAAUGUAAUUUUAGUGACUGUAAAAGCAAUAAUCAAAACAACAUUGUAAGCAUAUGAGAACAAAAAAGUGUUUUUGUUUAGAAGUAAUAACUAUGUAAAUCUAUGCUAUUUUCUUAGUGAUGUCAUAAAGCCAGAGGUCACAACGAUAUUAUGCAAUCAAAAGAUGGAAUCAUACAGCUAAUGAUGUCACAACUGAUAUCAUAGACCCAGUCGGUAUUAGAUAUAACCCGCCUGUGGGGAAAACAACCUGUGGUUACCUAGGUUACUCCAUUGGCUCACGGCAACAUCUUGACCUUUUUCAAACGCAAUUUUCUUGUUGUCUGCUUGUUUUAGUCAAUUACAAAACUACAUUUAAGAAAAGUACAACAUGUCUAAAGAUUACUUUUCAACAUUGCCUGCUCCCUAGCGUUCUCACUACUUAGAAAAACAUAAUAUUGUAGGGCUUCCCACAUGCCCCUUUUCAUAAUGAUGCUAGCAGCCACUUGAGUGGGUGAGUGCUAGCUAGUUGCCGACCGGAAUAUUAAGCUAGCCAAGACCAACAACACAAACAAACGGACUAUACAGCUACAAGUAGUGAGUGGCGUUACAAACAGACUGUACUAAACAAGUUAAAUGUCUUACCUGUGAUUAAAUGUUUUCCACACACAUAGCUACGUGUAGCCUACUUGGACACCGGGUCCCCACAUUUCCCACUCUCCCAUGCUGAAUAGCCUGAAGCCACAGGGCUCUUCUCACCGCCUCUAUUUCCCUACGUGGGAGCAUUGUGAACCGUAGGUCGGGAUUUUUGACCUGGUUACAUGUACAUUGAACAACACAGCAGCUUUUCGGUAUGUUUAGUUUUUUGUGUAUAACAAAAAAUCGACAACGAAGUCUCUUUUACAAUGGGGGUCAAAUGGAAAGAAUGUUUGUUUUCCCCAAUUUGUGGCCGUGGUCAAGGGGGAUUAAUUCUUAUUACGUGAAUAUCGACUCGGAGUAUAGGAUCAAAGAAACAGACAAUGAUGUCUUAGAUGUGUACUGUGAUGUCAUACAGCCAAUGAUGUCACAAAUUGUAUCAUACAAUCAGAUAAACCAUACAGACAGUGAUGUCACCAAUUAUGUGAUAUCAAUUACAAUCAAAGGUUCUCUGCUAAGACGUUGCAUGCAUCAACCAAUGAUUGCGUGGCACUUCAUCAACUGUGCCGUCAGGAAACCAGAUUGCUAAAACAUAUGACGUGGUUAGCUAAUACUUAAAAUACCUAUCCAGGUGUUGUAAGAUCUGUCAAGAACUUGCCCAUUGGAACCAUACAGACAGUAAUGUCACAAAUUACAUCACACUUUCAGAGGAAAUACACACAAUGGUGUCACAAAUUACAUCAUACAAUCAGAGGAACCAUUAAGCCAAUGGCAGUGAAGAUAAGCCACCACAUAACCCUUCUGUUAACCCUUUCCUUCCCAGGGCAACCCAGGAGAGAUGGGAGAGGCAGGGCCGUCUGGAGAGCCAGGUAUUCCUGUAUGUAUCUGAUGGGCUUCUGGGGCAGUGGGGUAUUUUGUGGGUGUCUGUGUUGUGGGUUGUUUUGUUACAAUGCAGUUGUGGUGUAUCAGCUCCUCUCACCUGCCUGCACCAUCAUCUGACUCCUCCCACAGGGCGACAUUGGUAUCCCAGGAGAGAGGGGCGAGGCGGGACCCAGAGGUGUGGCUGUAAGUAGUCUAGGUCAAAGUUCAAUUCCGUAUCCAUGGAAACAUGGCAGCAUCCACCUGUUGAGAUGGCAGUAGGUAGAGUGGAGCCAUGUACCAGGGCGGCAGGUAGUGUACUGGUUAGAGUGUUCGGCAAGUAACCGAAAAGUCACUGGUUUGAAUCCUGGAGCCGACAAGGUGAAAAAUCUGUCGCUGUGCCCUUGAGCAAGGCACUUAACCCUAAUUUGUUGUAAAACAACACAUUUCACUGUGCCUAUCUGGUGUGUGUGACAAUAAAACCAUGUUUUUAUUUGUUUUAUUACCAAUCAGAAUAGUAGUCAACAUAGCAGAAUAAAGUUUUUUUCCUGACCAUUAGAAAGUAUGGUCAAAACAGAGCGUCAAAUAUCUGCCCUGCUAGAGCUGCCCCGGUCAACUGUAAGUGCUGUUAUUGGGAAGUGGAAACUGCCUAAGGAAGCAACGUCAUCACAAGAACUGUUCGUGAGGAGCUUCAUGAAAUGGGUUUCCAUGGCCGAGCAUCACCAUGCGCAAUGCCAAGCGUCGGCUGGAGUGGUGUAAAGCUCGCCGCCAUUGGACUCUGGAGCAGUGGAAAACGCGUUCUCUGGAGUGAUGAAUCACGCUUCACCAUCUGGCAGUCCGACGGACAGGGUUUGGCGGAUGCCAUAGUGCCCGAAUGCAUAGUGCCAGCUGUAAAGUUUGGUUGGAGGAGUAAUAAUGGUCUGGGUCUGUUUCUCAAGGUUUGGGUUAGGCCCCUUAGUUCCAGUGAAGGGAAAUCUUAACGCUACAGCAUACAAUGACAUACAAUGACAUACUAGACGAUUCUGGGCUUCCAACUUUGUGGCAACAGUUUGGGGAAGGCCCUUUCCUGUUUCAGCAUGACUAUGCCCCCGUGCACAAAGCGAGGUCCAUACAGAAAUGAUUUGUCGAGAUCGGUCUGGAAGAACUUGACUGGCCUGCACAGAGCCCUGACCUCAACCCGUCAAACACCUUUGGGAUGAAUUGGAACGCCGAUUGCGAGCCAGGCCUAAUCGCCCAACAUCAGUGUCUGACCUCACUAAUGCUCUUGUGGCUGAAUGGAAGCAAGUCCCCGCAGCAAUAGUCCAACAUCUAGUGGAAAGCCUUCCCAGAAGAGUGGAGGCUAGUAUAGCAGCAAAGGGGGGACCAACUCCAUAUUAAUGCCCAUGAUUUUGGAAUGAAAUGUUUGACGAGCAGGUGUCCACCUACUUUCAUGUAGUGUAUUACCACAUUACCUAUUGAUGAGUCUGCUGCUCUCUCAUUCUCUCCCAUUAUGCUUACAACAAGGCUGAAAUGAAACAAGAGCACAGAGGCAUUAUUAGAAGGAUUUCAACUGCCAACAACACUCAACUCUUUCCGUAAAGUUUGGAUGUGACAUUCAUUUUCAGUUCCAAAGCUUCUUGCCCAUAAAAUAUCAAUCAUAAAUUGCUGGAUUACUUGUAUUGUUUUCAUGUGGACAUUAGCAAGUGAAAUAAGAUGGUGUUACACGUUUUAUCCAUCAUGUUAUUGCUUGUUUGAAUAUACAGUAUGUUGAUUGAGAGAGGAUAAGGAUGAAAACUUCCCUUAUUAGUUCAAUGGUUAAAACACAAUAGUUUGUGAUUAACUAGGAGACUGUUGGAAAGCAACGUACAACAUGAGUGAGAAAGGUACAGAGGAACAAAGAUCAUACCCCCCCAAAAAAUGCUAGCAUCUCACCAUUACCAAUAACAGGAGUUAAGAGAUUAUCUGGUUCGAAUCCCUGAGCCUUGAGCAAGGCACUUAACCCUAAUUGCUCUGGAUAAGACUAAAAUGGAAACGGUAAAACAGUAUGAAAAUACCCUCAAAUAAAAGGUGACAUUCUGUACUGUCGCAUCAUAUGAAACAUUUGAUCUCAAAUCCAAACAGGCAUCGAGGCAGACAGGCAUCGAGGCAUUCACUUACUGUUCGAUUGAACGUUAGAAUGGGCAAAAUAAGUGACCUGAGCGUGGUAUGAUCAUCGGUGCCAGGCGCACCGGUUCCUGUAUUUUAGAAUUUUAGAAUUCACGCACGACAGUGUCUAGGGUUUCCUGAGAAUGGUGUGCCAAACAAAAAGCAACCAGUCAGCGCUAGCUUGUUGAUGAGAGGUCGAAGGAGAAUGGCAAGAAUCGUGCAAGCUAACAGGUGAGCCACAAACAGGCAAAUAACGGCGCAGUACAACAGUGGCGUGCAGAACGGCAUCUUGGAACGCACAACUCAUCGGUCCUUGUCACGGAUGGGCUAUUGCAGCAGACGACCACACCGGGUUACACUCCUAAACAAGAAGAAGCGGAACCAGUGGGCACGCAAUCACCAACACUGGACAAUUGAGGAGUAGAAAAACAUUGCCUGGUCCGACGAAUCCUGUUGCGUCAUGCUGAUGGCAGAGUCAGGAUUUGGCAUAAGCAGCAUGAGUCCAUGGCCCCAUCCUGCCUGGUGUCGAUGGUACAGGCUGGUGGCAGUGGUGUAAUGGUGUGGGGAAUGUUUUCUUGGCACACGUUAGGUCCCUUGAUACCAAUUGAGCAACGUUUCCGUGCCCCGAAGAAUUCAGGCUGUUCUGGAGGCAAAGUGGGGUCUGACUCAGUACUAGAGGGGUGUACCUAAUAAACUGUGUAUAGCUAUUCCCCUCCAGUUAGAUGGAGGCAGUGGGGAAGACAGGAAUGUAUCAAAGAGGGAUGGAUGAAAGAGGGUCAGAGACACAGAGGGGGUUUUGUCUUUGGUUCCCUAUCAGAACCCUAGAGGGAGGGAAUGCAGGAUACAGCCAGGAUAUAAAAGUGAUUAUCAUGCUCUACACCAGGGUUUCCAAAACGGAAAUGUACUUCCUGUGUCUGCAGGCCCUCAUGUACUUCUUGUUAUGCUAACAUAAUGUUAUGUAUUUCCCAGGGGGGCAUCGGACCAGUGGGCAACAUCGGGGUUCAGGGCAGCAAAGGCUUCCAGGUCAGUGGCAUGAUGGGAUACAUCCUUUCUGGACAAUCCCUGAAUGAAAUUCUGUGUCAUGUGUUGGAGGUCUUCUGAUGGUGUCUAUGUCAUGUUCAACAGGGAAUAAAGGGGGCUCUGGGGGACCCUGGUCUUCCCGGACCAACCGGAAUCCGCGGCGGAUUUGGUGAGAGGGUGAGUAUGACCCCGAACAGAAUGGUUGCUGGCCAACGACCGCUGAAGUGACCAACAGUGAUGUCCACCCCGGGGAUUUGAACAGUUCACCAUCUGGUUCCAAGCCCAAGCAUCCCUAUUCACUCCACUGAUGUCCUUCUGGGAAUAAACAAGGCCUUUUAUUUGUAGCUAUGCCUUUAAAGACAGAUUAGAGUUAUUGACCAACUAACCCAAUAUUGGACUACACACAAACAUGCACACACAUAGCUCCUCCUGCCACACCCAUUUAGAUCAGAGCAGUAUAUAGUCAUAACCUGGGCAGUGUGGGCUCACUCACUCCAGCCCUAGUGGUGUGUAUUCAUACUGUACCCAGGAGAGAGGUAAGAAAGCAGCCUCCUGUUCAGGAGCCGAGGGCAGAACAAAGCCUGGCUUUAUCCAGCUCCUGGGCUGCCCCACUCCACAACCCAGCACACCUCCCUCCAUCCCUCCCUGCAUCUCACUCAGCGCACACAGUCUGCCAUCUAUGGAGCAAUGCCCUCUGCUUCUGGUCUCCACAACCACUGGCUUUUAUUCCCCUCUCUCUCUCUCUCUCUCUCUCUCGCUCUCAUUCUGUUUCUCCUGCAGGGUCCAGUCGGAGCAUCAGGCCCUAAAGGAGACAUGGUAAGUACACAUGUACUUCACUUGUAGCUUCCUACAGUAGGGGUCAAAUAAUUAUAUUACCAUAGAAACCCCCUUCCCACUGUCUUCAUUCAGUGUGCUCAUGGGGUUACCCUGUCUCUUAAAGGGUUCAGAGAGAAUCUUGCCAUUGCCAUUGAUAAUGGGAAAGGUUAAAGAGGUGGGAAUAUGGUUUUAUGGGCUCAUUAUGGAAGUAUAUUUGUGUGUAUUUGACUUUUCUAGGUACAUAACGAAACAUGGACAUGAUAUUUUCUAUGCAAGCUUCCAUGCACACCCAAUUAUUGUUAUUCAAAUAUUCACUCAGGCUUGAAAAGCAAAAGGAACAAUUAUAACCACUAAGUAGCAUAAACAAAUUGUUAUUUUGUUUUCUGUUCAGGGCGUGGCAGGAGCUGAUGGUUUGCCCGGGGAAAAUGGAGAACCUGUAAGUUAUCUUUCAUAUUUUAAGUUUAGUCAAAUUAAUAUACAUUCAAUUAGCAUGAAAACGUGUGUCAUCCCAUUUCUUUUGUCUUAUUUGUCAACAAUGUUUUGCUCAUUUUCAGGGUCCAUUUGGUCCAGUUGGCCAAAAAGGAGAGGUGAGUAAUAAUAUCUUUAUCCAAACUGUGGAGCGAAUCCUUGUCAGUGUUGAAUGUAUGUUUGACAACCACAAUAUGUUUAGGGCCUAAAUUCAAUCAGAUCAACCAUUAACCGGCGAUAGCAGACACCCGCAUUGUGGAUGUUUUGGUGGAGUCAGAGGUGGAACUGUGUUGGAGCGGUCAAAUCGGUGAGCAGCUGCGCUUGUGAUCAUUGUCACAAAGCAACACCAGCCCCACUCCAGUUAGAAGUUCAGAAUGAGAAAAUGUAAGCUAUAUAUAAAUAAUGACGCUCAAAUUGAAAAAUCAUUCAACAAAAUAAUGAGGAUUUCUAUCAUCCUAAUGGAGGUGUAGAUUACAUCUCACAUUCCAGUGUUCCAACUUGUAAACAAGGCUACAUGGGAUUUCUGUUACUGCAACUCCGUGCAGUGGGAGCCACUUGUGGAUUUGACAGCUCUAACUCAGUUCCACCUCCGACACCGUCAAAACAACAACUAUGCAGAUGUCUGCUAAAGCGGACCUGAUUGAAUAGAUCCCUAGGUCUUGGAUCCCAACUCCAUUCAUUGACACAUAUUUUACUGGCAGGUUUGUCCCUCUAGAUAACGACCACAACGAUUGUGAUCAUAUUCACUAGGCGUACAGUCAAAAACCCUACUUAGUUGGGCAUACUAGACCAGUCUAUCAUUGUCCCCUUUAUCACUAUCUUACACAACAUCUUUAGCUGCUCUUUCCCUAAUUAUGGUCUCUCUCCCCUCUCUAUCUUUUCUCUCUGAUGUGUUGCCAGAGAUUUGGUGUUGGCACUAAGUGCUGGUGCCAAGGCCAGACUGCAACACACUAACUAAUUGCACGGGAUCCCAGCUCACAUUCCAGGAUUAGCUGGAUAGAUUAGCCUGCUGUACGAUUUCUUAGCCCACUAUCUGCCAUCCCCACAGGGGAGAAGGGAGCCAUGCUAAGCUGCAGCACAGUUUAGCUCACAAUUAAUGCAAUUACAGCCAAGACACUGAUGUGGCUCGCUAACGCUAACUGAUGCUAGCUACAGCAACUCUCACACUUAGGAAUUGUUGUUUUGUUCAUUAAAUUAAUUAUCAAGUGAGACAUAUGUACACCCCCACACUGAUGUUCUCAAGCUACACAACUACAGUGUUUACUUUUCGAAAGCCCUUUGACAAGUCAGGUUGUUUCUUAUUCUGGGAACAAAUUACCUCAAAUUAACUACUGAACCAGCAACAAUUGAGCUGUCUGAUUCCCUCAGAUCAAGAUGCUACACUUUCUUCCCUCACAACUGAACACCUCCACUGAAUUUAACUCUGUUUGACAUUUACUGAGUGAACACAAGAGCUGUUCAUUUGAUUUCGUUUUUUUGUGUGCUUACAGUCUGGGAAGCGUGGAGAGCUGGGACCCAAGGGCGUGGUGGGACCACAGGGAGAGCUCGGAGCCAGAGGGGUUCCUGGGAAACCAGGCCUCAUGGGCUUUCAGGGUGAACAGGGUCUGCCCGGAAUCGCUGGCAAGAUUGGUGUUCCCGUGAGUAACCUCUGAGUAACUAUGGGUAAUGCUGUACUUCGAUCCCUGUAAACUUGGCAAGUUGGUGUCCCUGCGCCGAGAAUGCCUCAGAUUGACUGAACUGUCAUUGAUGACACCUGCUGAAUGAAAUGUCUGUCUUCUCUGCCUCUGUUUUCAGGGUAAACUGGCAAGCGAACAGCACAUCAGAGAAUUGUGUGGAUCUAUGAUUGAUGGUGAGGAUUUUCGAGAUCAAAAGGGCUGUAGGGUGUAGUGUCCUUGUCUUUCUUUAAAUUACCAAAAAGUGAAUAUGUUUGCAAAUUUCUGUUCCUCUGUCCUCUCUCUCUCAGAUCAGAUUGCACAGCUGGCUGCCAACCUCAGAAGACCCCUGUCCCCUGGCCAAGUGGGUCGCCCCGGCGCUGCCGGACCUCCAGGGAAGCCAGGCGAGACCGGGUCUAUCGGUCACCCCGGCUCCCGUGGACCUCCUGGCUACAGAGGACUGCCUGGAGACCUAGGAGACCCCGGUCCCAGAGGUAAGUAGCAGGAGAUGCACAGGGCCAUGCCGAGAAACAUACAGCUCAAAAUGUCUGCCCAUGUGAUCAGCACAGAGCAAUGGACUUACUUUGCAGCACAGAACGUACUGUAAGUCUCAUUAGAAGUGUACAGACAGGGGUGACCAUCUCUAAUAUGUUGGGCAUAUUGCAGUUCUCAUAGCCAAUAGAUUGCCUUUUUUUUGUAACAUUGUUUUCCGUCUCUUCCACAGGUGAUCUUGGUGAACAGGGUGACAAGGGACCCAUCGGAAAAGCCAUCGAAGGGCCCAUUGGAGACCAAGGAUACCAAGGUAUGACAGUUUAUUCACUGUGCAUUCACAGUGAGUGUGGUUUGGGCUAGAAUGAUAAAAGUUAAAGGGUAGCCAAGGGGAGUUGUAUCAGUAUACUGUCUUUGCCACGAAACCCUUCUUUGUGGGACAUCUGAGCUUAUAUUUGAGAGUAGUGCAGGUUUCCCCUCUGUGUUUGAAUCAGUGCGUACUUGUUAGGAGACUUGGCUCAUUCCCUAUACUGUUUCUGUGCCCAUAGGUAUCCCAGGAGUAUUUGGAAUCGUCAAAGACGGGCGUGACGGAUCCCCAGGAGAUCCAGGAGAGCCCGGAGAGGCAGGUAGGACAGGAAGAACAGGGCACUCGGGCUCCCCAGGAAUCUGUGACACUACUGCCUGCCAGGGGGCAAAUGUCCAUGGGAAAACCUCCAAUCCCAAGAACCAUUAAACAUGACUUCCCUCAUCCCGUAAGCAGCAACCCCUGGGAGGAGAAAAGAGGAGGAAGAGGAGGAGGAGAGGAGAGAAAGGAGUCACAUAAUGUCCUCUUUAAUGUAUUUAAAACAAGACAGGAACAGUAACAACAGAUGUGAGAUUUAUUUUGAGGAAGAGAAGAACAUCCCAAGUGUUAAAAGAAGGAAAACAGCAGUUUGGGAAAACAAAGAAACAAACUGAGAGACUAAAAAUCAAGACUCCACCCAUCUAUGAAGUGGACAAAGCUGAGUAAACAUUUCACAAGAGCGCUAGAAAACACCUGCAUUGCUCCAAAUACCAUCAAAAGUGAAUAACAAUUUAAUGAAAAUAAAAAAGACUGAAAAACAACUUUACUGGAAAAGUGCUUAUAGGCCAUUAUUUUUCAAAACCAUUUGUUUGUAAAAAUAUGUACUUACAGUGAGGGAAAAAAGUAUUUGAUCCCCUGCUGAUUUUGUACAUUUGCCAACUGACAAAGACAUGAUCAGUCUAUACUUUGAAUGGUAGGUUUAUUUGAACUGUGAGAGACAUAAUAACAACAACAAAAUCCAGAAAAACGCAUGUCAAAAAUUUUAUAAAUUGAUUUGCAUUUUAAUGAGGGAAAUAAGUAUUUGACCCUCUCUCAAUCAGAAAGAUUUCUGGCUCCCAGGUGUCUUUUAUACAGGUAACGAGCUGAGAUUAGGAGCACACUCUUAAAGGGAGUGCUCCUAAUCUCAGCUUGUUACCUGUAUAAAAGACGCCUGUCCACAGAAGCAAUCAAUCAAUCAGAUUCCAAACUCUCCACAAUGGCCAAGACCAAAGAGCUCUCCAAUGAUGUCAGGGACAAGAUUGUAGACCUAAACAAGGCUGGAAUGGGCUACAAGACCAUCGCCAAGCAGCUUGGUGAGAAGGUUACAACAGUUGGUGUGAUUAUUCGCAAAUGGAAGAAACACAAAAUAACUGUCAAUCUCCCUCGGCCUGGGGCUCCAUGCAAGAUCUCACCUCGUGGAGUUGCAAUGAUCAUGAGAACGGUGAGGAAUCAGCCCAGAACUACACAGGAGGAUCUUGUCAAGGAUCUCAAGGCAGCUGGGACCAUAGUCACCAAGAAAACAAUUGGUAACACACUACACCGUGAAGGACAGAAAUUCUGCAGCGCCCGCAAGGUCCCCCUGCUCAAGAAAGCACAUAUACAGGCCCAUCUGAAGUUUGCCAAUGAACAUCUAAAUUAUUCAGAGGAGAACUGGGUGAAAGUGUUGUGGUCAGAUGAGACCAAAAUCGAGCUCUUUGCCAUCAACUCAACUCACUGUGUUUGGAGGAGGAGGAAUGCUGCCUAUGACCCCAAGAACACCAUCUCACCGUCAAACAUGGAGGUGGAAACAUUAUGCUUUGGGGGUGUUUUUCUGCUAAGGGGACAGGACAACUUCACCGCAUCAAAGGGACGAUGGACGGGGCCAUGUACCGUCAAAUCUUGGGUGAGAACCUCCUUCCCUCAGCCAGGGCAUUGAAAAUGGGUUGUGGAUGGGUAUUCCAGCAUGACAAUGACCCAAAACACACGGCCAAGGCAACAAAGGAGUGGCUCAAGAAGAGGCACAUUAAGGUCCUGGAGUGGCCUAGCCAGUCUCCAGACCUUAAUCCCAUAGAAAUUCUGUGGAGGGAGCUGAAGGUUCGAGUUGCCAAACGUCAGCCUCGAAACCUUUAUGACUUGGAGAAGAUCUGCAGAGAGGAGUGGGACAAAAUGCCUCAUGAGAUGUGUGCAAACCCGGUGGCCAACUACAAGAAACAUCUGACCUCUGUGAUUGCCAACAAGGGUUUUGCCACCAAGUACUAAGUCAUGUUUUGCAGAGGGGUCAAAUACUUAUUUCCCUCAUUAAAAUGCAAAUCAAUUUAUAAUAUUUCUGACAUGCAUUUUUCUGGAUUUUGUUGUUGUUAUUCUGUCUCUCACUGUUCAAAUAAACCUACCAUUAAAAUUAUAGACUGAUCAUGUCUUUGUCAGUGGGCAAACGUACAAAAUCAGUAGGGGAUCAAAUACUUUUUUCCCUCACUGUAUGGUCUUUCACUCCCUUAUCAUCUUGCGUCACAUCCCCCCCCCCCCACCCCCCCAUGGAAGAUAACUCUCCAAAACACUACAACUGUGAUUGUCCUUGCAGUGAAUGUGUAUGUGUCAAGGUCCUUUCUGCUUAGACCGCGGGUGUUACCGCACAGGACAAGCUUACGAAAUGUAAAAUAGGAAGAUAUGUGCCAGUGAGCAAAGUGAAGUCUCUGCCAAGGAGCUUUGUGUGUACCGUAACAGGCAAUGAAGAAACCUAAGUGCCCAGAUAUUUUGUAUAUUGAUGCAACCACAGUAUUUUACAACUCUUGCUAGACUCGUUUUUUUUUAAAAGCAGUUUGUAAAGUUUUAUUGUUGUCAGUUUCUUUUUUUCUCUCUUUUGUUUCACUUUUCAUGAUUACAUGUUUGAUUUUAAAAUCUCCCCUUCCAAUAUGUUUUGAAAAUAAAAAAUGUUGUGGAUGCAUCAGAAAUUGUAAUUGUAGAAUAACUCAUUAACAAUGUGUUCUUUAUCUUUUUUAUUUUGUAAUGACCACAUCCACUAUGUACCGGUGCUGUAACUAUUAAAUAUACAUGACUUUAAAUACUAUUUAUUAUUUGUGGGUGACUGUUGUAUGUACAGUAAGAUGCUACAGCAC
Coregonus sp. 'balchen' is the source of this 22138-nucleotide messenger RNA. The record is from the annotation of a GenBank genome assembly. NCBI's taxonomy places the organism in Eukaryota, Metazoa, Chordata, Actinopteri, Salmoniformes, Salmonidae.